Molecule: messenger RNA, 1235 nt
Organism: Frankliniella occidentalis (western flower thrips)
Lineage: Eukaryota; Metazoa; Arthropoda; Insecta; Thysanoptera; Thripidae
Product: tubulin beta chain
Exons: 3
Coding region: 32-562 (176 amino acids)
Biological process (GO): microtubule cytoskeleton organization; mitotic cell cycle
Cellular component (GO): microtubule; cytoplasm
Molecular function (GO): GTP binding; GTPase activity; structural constituent of cytoskeleton
Source: RefSeq, a predicted model, not a curated record
CCGUGACUCCUCUUUCAGAUUGCACUUCUUCAUGCCCGGCUUUGCUCCGCUCACGUCCCGCGGCAGCCAACAGUACCGCGCGCUCACCGUGCCCGAGCUCACCCAGCAGAUGUUCGAUGCCAAGAACAUGAUGUGCGCCUGUGACCCGCGUCACGGCAGGUACCUGACGGUAGCGGCCAUCUUCCGCGGCCGCAUGUCCAUGAAGGAGGUGGACGAGCAGAUGCUCAACGUGCAGAACAAGAACAGCAGCUACUUUGUCGAGUGGAUCCCCAACAACCUGAAGACGGCCGUGUGCGACAUCCCACCCCGCGGCCUCAAGAUGUCCUCCACCUUCGUGGGCAACACUACCGCCAUCCAGGAGCUGUUCAAACGAGUAUCGGAGCAGUUCACCGCCAUGUUCAGGAGAAAAGCCUUCUUGCACUGGUACACCGGGGAGGGAAUGGACGAGAUGGAGUUCACCGAGGCCGAGUCCAACAUGAACGACCUCAUCUCCGAGUACCAGCAGUACCAGGACGCCACCACCGAGGAGGAGGGCGAGUUCGAGGAGGAAGAGGAGGAGUAGCAUGACGUCAAGAGAGAGAGAGGAUGGGAGAAGGGGUCUGGGGGAAGGCAGCGAGCGGUCACUCGUCUGUCUUCCUCAUUUUAUUUUUUCAACUUAUAGCAUGGGCAAAGCGGGCCAGAACCAGAGCGGCGCCCGGUGCAGGCAUCCCGAUUUGAUUUAAAUUAUUUCUCUUUAAAUUUUUAUUUUUUAAAACAAUUUAAAAAAAAACUUUUAGUCGGGCCAUGCUGGCUGUCAUAGCUGGAUGAUAAAGAAUUUAGUUCCGCAGACUCGUUUUAAUAGUAGAUGCCAGUAAAUGAAAAUGGAAAAAAAUAAUAAAUAAAACUAUAAAAAAUACAAAGUAAAGAAAAACCAGUCUGACAGCCAACAUUGGGCAGGGCCUUUCGCGGUUGACGAAAAGCGGGAUGCCUCUACCGGUCACCAGUGAUGGGGCGUAUCGACAGCGGGCAGUCAAACAAAAAUUCUAUUGAAAUCCAUUUUUUAACGUACAUUCUCAAAAUGCUCAUCCCUUGUUCGGCGGGCGCACGACGGCGCUUCCGCCUAUGGGGCCCGGGUCAAGGAAGGAUCCGGCCCGGCAAACACUGUAUCAUCGACCACGUACUCGAAUCCCUUUUGUGCGCGUCAGUUCUUCAUGUGUUCUAAAAUGGUUGUCAAUAAAUUAAGCUUGGAAAAUCAA